Mizuhopecten yessoensis (Yesso scallop) is the source of this 357-nucleotide messenger RNA. Its product is annotated as tudor domain-containing protein 7B-like. The annotation marks the transcript as partial. Lineage: Eukaryota; Metazoa; Mollusca; Bivalvia; Pectinida; Pectinidae. The record is from RefSeq and is a predicted model, not a curated record. The transcript has 2 exons.
UUGCUGUGUAACAAAUCAAACGGUAUGUGGAAAAAACGCCUGCUGGAACUGUACAAGGAGCAGUUUAAUGAGGAUCCUCCCGACCACCUGUUCAGCCUCAUCAAACAGUGGAAGGAUGUGGCCGCCAUACAGGAGAGUGCUGUACCCGACAAUGAAAUCAUCACACCUGUCGCACCUGGAGCUUCACAGGAAAUCACAAAACCAGUCAGCCAGACCCCCAAGACAGCUCAAACUCCUAGAGAGACACCCUCUCCUCUAGCUCCUCGCGUAAUAUACACGCCUCCGGAUCCGUUACCUCCCACACAACCGGCUGUCACCGAGUCACGGCAAAGGGCAGAUAACCCCACCGAUGUCAAG